AUGUGGUGGAAGCAAGAGGAAGCCUCCAUGAUGUGGCGGAAGCAAGAGGAAGCCUCCACGAGGUGGUGGAAGCAGAGGAAGCCUCCACGAGGUGGUGGAAGCAAGAGGAAGCCUCCACGAGGUGGUGGAAGCAAGAGGAAGCCUCCACGAGGUGGUGGAAGCAAGAGAAAGCCUCCACGAGGUGGUGGAAGCAAGAGGAAGCCUCCACGAGGUGGUGGAAGCAAGAGAAAGCCUCCACGAGGUGGUGGAAGCAAAAGGAAGCCUCCACGAGGUGGUGGAAGCAAGAGGAAGCCUCCACGAGGUGGUGGAAGCAAGAGGAAGCCUCCACGAGGUGGUGGAAGCAAGAGGAAGCCUCCACGAGGUGGUGGAAGCAAGAGGAAGCCUCCACGAGGUGGUGGAAGCAAGAGGAAGCCUCCACGAGGUGGUGGAAGCAAGAGGAAGCCUCCACGAGGUGGUGGAAGCAAAUGGAAGCCUCCAUGA
This is a messenger RNA of Procambarus clarkii (red swamp crayfish), 480 nucleotides long. The record is from RefSeq and is a predicted model, not a curated record. Lineage: Eukaryota; Metazoa; Arthropoda; Malacostraca; Decapoda; Cambaridae.